Phytophthora infestans T30-4 is the source of this 402-nucleotide messenger RNA. RefSeq lists its product as uncharacterized. The transcript has 2 exons. Gene Ontology annotation, biological process: (1->6)-beta-D-glucan biosynthetic process. Gene Ontology annotation, cellular component: endoplasmic reticulum membrane; plasma membrane. Lineage: Eukaryota; Oomycota; Peronosporomycetes; Peronosporales; Peronosporaceae. Gene Ontology annotation, molecular function: glucosidase activity. Bases 1 to 402 code for a protein of 133 amino acids. The record is from RefSeq and is a predicted model, not a curated record.
AUGACGUCUACAAUGUGCGACGACGACGGAACGUGCUUCUUCUACAUCAAGGCUGUAGACGAAGUGAACGUCAUUCAUGUGUACAACAUGUACACGCACCCUCCCGGAUAUGUGGAUGCCUACUUUUUCUAUCGAGCGGCGAUGGUCCAGUCCUGGAAUAAGUUCUGCUUUCAAGGUGGCAUGUUGGAUGUGCGCGCUCAGCUUCCUGGGGCUGUAACUGAAGCGUCUGGAAACCCGGACCUGGCGUUAGGGAAAAACGGCAAGGUCAAGACGACCAAGUACUACCCGACGUGGCCUGGAAUCUGGAUGAUGGGGAAUCUUGGUCGAGCCAUCUUUUCAGCAUCGACAAACCGAAUGUGGCCCGCAUCAGUGCAUGUGACGACAACCCUGGCUACGGUUUGA